Molecule: messenger RNA, 2137 nt
Organism: Halichondria panicea
Lineage: Eukaryota; Metazoa; Porifera; Demospongiae; Suberitida; Halichondriidae
Product: coiled-coil domain-containing protein 22 homolog
Exons: 11
Coding region: 89-1990 (633 amino acids)
Biological process (GO): positive regulation of ubiquitin-dependent protein catabolic process
Molecular function (GO): cullin family protein binding
Source: RefSeq, a predicted model, not a curated record
GCGGGGCUCAGGCUAAGCUUAGCUCAAGACAACAACGAUUGGUUUUUAAUACACUGCUUGCCAAUAUUUGUUGUUGCAGCAACCAAACAUGGAGGAAGUGGACAACAUUAUCAUUACCACUCUGAAGGAGAUUGGUUGUAACCUGGAUGAGGAGGUGACUGGUCUGCAAGGCUUCUCUGCUGACCAUGUCGUUGAGGCAUGUGUUCGAUGUCUGCGACUCAUCAACUCAGAAUUCAAGAGCUCUACUCAUUUGCCUGAGGCCAUGUCGUCACGAUACAGAAUGUGCACCAGCCUUGCCAACACCAUCCAGGCUCUUGGCUAUCCUGGCGAGAUUGGAUACCAGACCUUCCUCUAUUCCAGCAUCAAGGAGUGGCGAAAACUGCUCAUGUUUCUGCUGGAGAAACUCCCUCGUGAGAAUGCCCAAACCUCCGAUGAGCCCACUGGCACUAGAGUCAUGCUGGGACGUGUCAUAGCAGCUGAGCUAUCUCUACGACUACAGUCUCCAUGGACACCAGCAUUGUGCAAGAAGGAGAGCACUGCAUGGAGUGGAAACAGCUCUUGGCUUGAGGGAACUAGAAGUGUCCAUGCUUACCAUGGAAUGGAUGUCCAGGCUCCUACUGGAACUGCUGACCUAACUGUUAAACUUCCCAAAGAUUUGAAGCAGUACUACAAUCGACACAUGCCCUACAUGUCUGCCCAACUGAGAAUUAGGAAAGAUGUUCUGUCUUCUCUCUUGGAAAAGAACGCCAACGAGGUGGCUGCUCAGCAAGAGUGGGAGGCUGAGUGGAACCAGCUAGGCCUCUCUUCAAGGCUCUCAGAGGAGGAGUACAGGGCAAGAAAGAAACAGAAGCUGCAAAAGAAACUUGCCGACCAGCUCCGUACUAGCCUGCAACAAGGGAGGACGACAGCGUCUGCUGGUCUUGGACUGGGGUCAGACCUGCAAACCAUCCUCAACUCUUUUGCGGACAAGGGGUCAGAGUACCAAGGCACUGGCAGUCGAUUCCAGCAUGCCGAGAAACUUCAGUUUGCUUUGGAAGAUGACGGCCCUCAAGUGGAGGAGGCCACGGAGGAAGAGCUUCAGCAGCGUCGUGAGGAGGAGCUGACUGGGCUACAGGAUCAGUUGGCCGACCUUACCUCCAAGCUGGAGCUGUUGGACCUCAACAUGAAGAAAUACAAGGCCAGUAUGGGACAGAUGGGUGAGCUGCAAACGCAGGGAGCCACCAAAAACAAAGAGGAAGAGGAGGCUUACAAGGUGAAAAAGAAGACGUUUGACCUCCUCCCGAAUGCUGAUGAGAACAUUACCAAACUGAAGGAGCUAAUCCAGAAGAGUGCUGACCGUCUAGCCCUCCUCUCUAGCAAGUGGGAGGAGAUUAGGGGCCCGCUCAUGAACAAGUAUCGAACCCUCAAGGCAGACUCUGAGAACAAAGAGAGUGAAUCCACAAAACUGCUCGAGGAGAUCCGUUUCAUGCGAGAGAGAAUGAAAGAACUUGCCGAUGAAACACGACUCAAGGAUGACCUCUACAAGCAAUUGGUGGCAGAGUAUGAACGUAUGGCUAAAGAUGUGAGCCGUACCUCAUACACACGUCGCAUUAUGGAGAUAGUGGCAAACAUUCAGCGCCAGAAGGAAGACAUUGGCAAGGUGCUGCAGGACAUGAGGAUGGUACAGAAAGAGAUCAACUCUCUUACUGGACGCUUGGAGCGAGUCUUUACCGUCACAGAUGAGCAGGUCUACAAGGGUGCACGUAAAGACGAAGCCAGGAGGGCUGCUUACAAGUUACUGGCCAACAUUAGAGAUGGCUGUGAGUUGGUGGUUGAGGCCAUCAAAGACACUGGACAAAUCAAGAGAGAGCAAAGAGACCUGGAAGAACAGAUUGACACCGAGAACGGGAAGAAGGUGAAGGCCAACCUGGACCGCAUCAGUGCAGACUUUGAUGAAAUGAAGAAAGAGAACUCACAGCUUAUUGCUAAACUGAAGUCUAGAUCACAGUAACUUUAAUUUUGAGUUAAUUAGUGUGUAUGUACUGUAACGUUUGUGUUACGUACAGUAGGGGGAGAUUAUUAGUUAUUCCAAUUUGUCAUAUUCAGUGUUCAAGGUUUAUUGACAACCAGGAAGUUAAUAUUAUCAUAAGGAAAUGCA